AUGUCGUACAAUUCUGGUGGCCGUGGUAUGCCGCCGAGUACAGUUGCGCCUGCAGAUUCAUCACAUCGGCCGUCCAACUCUAAUGUUCCUCAUAUCUCUCGAUUUCAAAGAUCUCAAUUGGCCAAGCCAGUCAACUAUACGCCUAGGAGUGGUCGUGCCUUAUCCUUGUCUAGUGCCGAAGAAAGUGGUUCGAUACCUGCUCCAGUGUCAUCUCAGUCCAAUCCACGCUCCAAACGAUUAUCAUCCUUACCACGGCCAACUACUGGGGGAUUGACGUCUCCAAUCCCGCCGGUAUCUUCAACAUUACCUAAAGUUACUACUCAGUCAAUACCUACAUCAGCAUCUACUCCGGAUGUCACAAAUUUUUCUACCUUUGUACCAAAUCAUCAAGCACAAGCGCCGCCUGCUAAACGAGUCCGCAAUGUUCUUCGCAGAAAGGCACCCUUAAUAGGAAGACAUAUGGAGCAGAACCAAACCCAAAAGCUCAGUCUGGUGAUUCCGCAAGAAGACAAAAGCCAGCCAAAUCACAUCAAAGACUCUGGGAAUCAUUCUGGGAAUCACUCUACUCCAGAUGCAUACUUUGCUGGUCCUUCCGCUUCGGCAUCUUCACAGAGCUCAAGCGAUAAGACACCGAAGAGUGCGGUGGAAACGCCCAAGAUGCAAGGCCCGGCAGAGUUAGCAAGUCUCCGCACAUUUGAGCCCAAGAUCCUUCCUCCCCCUCACAUAUCAUUCCACCGGCGAGCAGUCCAUCGACAAGGCAUUCUGAGUCCCCGGGUAUGUGGAGUCGUGGCUCAACACCAACUUCGCUAUCCUCCUACUCGCCCGCCCAGUCCAUCUCAGACUAGACUGCCAUUUUUCUCCCCACCUUCAGUGCAUGCAAGUCCUCAAAGUGCACAGGGUGAUACACAAGAAACCAAAGUGCUUCGAUCAGCAAUACCUCAGCGAACUCUUGGUCCAAGUCCAGUAUCAGCCAGAAGUAUUCCAACAAAGCACGAUCCAAGGAAGAUCCCAUUAAGAGUUCAAGGUCCUCCUCACAGCCCACCGCCAAGAAGGUCUUCAGUGAACUUCAGCCCGCCGAAGGAUUCACCACGCAAAGACUCGGAUAUUGAUGUGGAGAAGGCCAGAAAGGAGGUUGAGGAGGCUGAGCGAGAGCUUCUCAAAACCUACAAUAAACGGCCAAAUGCAAAUCCCGUGAAUCCCACCAGCCCUGAAUUUUUUGCUCCAAAGACACCACCGCGACCUAGUAGAGACGGUACACAUCGAUUGGACCUGGAGACAUCGCCAGUUAUCCAAAGCAACCUACCGUAUCUCCACUCGACGGGUCACAAGCGACGCGAGUCCGCAGAGAGAAUUAGGGUUGCAAAUCAACCAUAUUCUACACUGAACCAACCUGCUACCAUGUCUGUGGACUCAUUUCGCUCCAAGGACUUAUCUCGAAUCCCAUCACGUGAAGCAGGCUCUCCAGUGAUGACACGAAAAUCACCAAAGUUGACUAAAGAGCCUCCCAAGGAGAAAGUAAUUGAGCCGAAAAAGCCCGUUGCGACCAAACGAUUUGGUCUUUUUUCCAAAAAGUCUAAACCAGAUCUCGAUCCCAACUCUACUGAACAGAACCGAACGGCAACACGGAAGGGCCCAGCAGCAGGAACUGGCCAUGAGGGAUACGGCAAGUAUAGUCAGCGAGGCCGAAAGCCAAGUGCAGGUAGUCUCAGUGAUGCCAGGAAUCGGUCAACAAGCACAACACGAAGUGCCUCACGUUCGAUCGCUAGUAGCAAAGGAAGCAUGUCAAGUCGUCCAGAUCUAAGUCUGGAUGACUUUCUCUCAAGCCGCCUCGAGCCUGUUAUCAUUAACGGUGGCGGAAUGGAGGGCAAUACUCUUUCACGAACCCAGAGUGAGCAGAGCAUGAGCAGCCUCAGUGUUGCAUCGUCAAGUCUUCUUCGCCCAACUCCUUUGACAACAUCUACUGCUCAAUCAACGGAUUCUUUGGUGACAACAUCAACGAGUAUUCUGAAUGAGACUAAAUCGCCUAGCGAGUCAACUACUGCCUUGUCCACUCACAGUCGAGUCUCUGAGAAGGCUGCCGAUGUCGUUGAGCGCCUUCAGCCUCCAAAAUCUCGUAUGCCAGUUCCAAAAGGGAAGAUUCAUGGCGUAUAUGGAAACCCUGAAGCUGCUCGAACAAGAACAUCCGUUUUGAUGUCUGACUCGAAAAUUCAAGCUCCAUCAAACUUGAAGAGUGCUAGUAGUCCAUCAAUUCCACCUCCAGAGCGAGUGAAAGAGCCUCAGCAAGUCAAUAAGAAGGAGAAAAGCUCGCGAUGGAAUUUAUUCCAAAGGAACCGAUCCGAUGAGCCUAAGGUCCCUGAUGCUCCUCCUGUUACUUUAUCUCACACUGCGCAGCUUCAUGCAGCAAUCUCGCCGGUCUUAAAGACUCGACCUGUUGCACACUAUGCGCUCAUCGAUACUGAUUCGGACGAGCUCGACAAUAUCAUUAACAAGAUCGAGGAUUCUCCACCAACUGAGGAAGAGAAAAUCCUACCCGCAGCAGAGAUCCCAGCAGGUCUUAACAUCCGAAAGAGAGAGCCAUCUGUUUUACUACCAUCUCCGCCAAAGUUAUAUGGGGAAUUCGAUGACCGCCCCUCUCCGAAGACCGCUAUGUUCAAUCGCAAUCUGAUGGGGCCGGAGCCCGAAAGCAGUCCUGAAAACCGUCGUCCUAAACGAUUGGCUUCCGUGGGUCGCAUCCCGAAAGUUGUUUCUCGACGUGAUAGACAUCACAGACCGGCUAUGCAAUCCUUCUCUAGACCUUUCAGUAUUGUAGACUCACCACCGCCAGUCUCAGCCCCUGCGCCGCAGAGUGGCCUUGAAUAUCCCAGCUUCAAUGAGCCAUCUUGGAAACAACCGAUGGGAGGCCAGACACCAGAUCUGGGCUAUAAUUUCCAGCAAACUUUCAGUGCGCCUGAGCAUGUGAGCGCCUUGGAUUUCCUUGCGGGUCCCUACUCCGGCAAUGAGUUCAUUCACUUCUCGCCACACAAUGACUCCAUAUCGUCGAGUAGCUCUGGAGCUUUAGCCGCAGUGACAGCAGUGCUUCCGAAACCGCAUACAGCGCCCAUGGAAGACGAAAUUUGGAAAGAAUACGACGACUUGAUUGACCAUGUCCUCUCUCCGAAAGAGCCAAAGUCUGAUGAAAAAGACAGGACAGAAGACGAUGGCAGAUUCCAGUUGGCAACUAUGGCAAGUAAGGCUCUCCAGGAUGAGCUGAAUAACCCGACUUCCCUUCAACCCGGAGAGUAUACGCCUGGUGCUGCAUCAUUUCGCUCCAGUAGCGAUUCUGUCCGACUGCGACGCUCCAGAAUUGUAUCAGCUUUGCACUCAUCCAUCUCUCCAUCUACUCAGCCAUCUUACAGCAACCUCAUCGCUAGUUAUGGAGAUGGCGAGGACCCUCAGAGCUCUGCAACUUCAGCCAUAGGACCCUCGGACGAGGUGCAAGAGCAGCAGACGACAUUUCUUCAAUCCCUGGCCACUGCUACCAAUGAUAAGCAAAAGUCUCCUGAGCGCAGGUCCAUGCUUGGUCUAUCAGAGAAAGACUGGGACGCUGUGACCCACACAAAUAUGCGAUCUGCUUCUCUCAUGACCAGUCGCUGGCUGUCAUUUGGUCGCGUUCUUUUCAGCCCUGCCCACAAUCACGUCAAAACCGGUACCCAUGGAAGAAUCCUCGUUAUUGAUGGACUCGAAAAUGACGAUUGGUCAUUCUAUUGCGCCUUGACUUAUCCUGAUGCAGACGUGUACAACUUGAGUGGUCGACCUGUGUCAACAGUAAUGCCACAUCCUGCACUGAAACCCCCUUCUAACCACCACAUAAUCUACCACGCUGGUCUCAGGAACCCCCUACCUUUUCCCAAAGACUACUUCACGGUCGCAGUGUUGCGCUUCCCGACCAGUAGUCCUGAAGCGGUGCAAAACAACAUAGUUCAAGAAUGCAAGCGCGUUCUUCGCUCUGGCGGAUACCUCGAGAUGAGUUUACUAGACCGCGACAUGGUAAAUAUGGGUGCGCGUACCCGCAAAGCCGUCCGCCAACUCAAGGAGAUGACCUGCCUCGCCAACCCAGCUAUCAGCCUGAAGCCAACGAGCGAUAACAUCCAACGCCUAAUCGGGCAACAAGGGUUUGCCAAUCUCCGGCGAUGCAUGGUUCGCAUUCCCGUUGCCGGAAUGGUCGUCCGCUCCUCCGGCUCAACCACUUCAUCCUCAAACAAAUCCCACUCAGCAACAGCCACUACCCCAUCCACCGCAUUUUCACUCCCCGCUAUCUCGGUCACUACAGUGAUGGGAAGCCAGAGUAAUCAAACUGCUUCUAAAUCGUCUCUUUCCGACGAUACCAAUGUCUCCCUUGGAGAUCUCCUCUCUGAUCCUUCACCUUCAGCGGCAAACGAUGCGUCGAUCGCUAAGAUUGUAGCUCGCGUCGGUCGCUGGUGGUAUACGAAGUGUUACGAGGAUCCUGUACUACCUAGUACUGGUGAUCGUGAUUCUAGCAUGUGGAAUGACCGUAAACUCCUUCGAGAGUGCCAGAAGCGAGGUACAGGAUUCCGCAUGUUGAUUGCGUAUGCGCAGAAGCCCAGUGAGGUCAAACGACGCACUGCGAGCGUCUAG
This is a messenger RNA of Penicillium malachiteum, 4635 nucleotides long. RefSeq lists its product as uncharacterized. The record is from RefSeq and is a predicted model, not a curated record. The transcript has 2 exons. Lineage: Eukaryota; Fungi; Ascomycota; Eurotiomycetes; Eurotiales; Aspergillaceae. Bases 1 to 4635 code for a protein of 1544 amino acids.